Messenger RNA from Rubroshorea leprosula, 970 nucleotides. The record is from the annotation of a GenBank genome assembly. Lineage: Eukaryota; Viridiplantae; Streptophyta; Magnoliopsida; Malvales; Dipterocarpaceae.
ACUAGUAUAUUCCGAGAAGCAGCGCAUUUACGUGUGCUAGUCUGAAAUAACUUCUCCCGUGUCUAUAAAACCAGGGUCCCAUUGCCAAAACUCUAAUGGCAACAGACAUUGCAUUUGACGCUGCUCUAGCAGUAGCAGGACAGUUAUCCAUAGCUAUUUCACGUGUGCUAGACACAACCUUCGCAUUUAACGCUGUUCUUGCACAACUUCAGACCACCCUGGAGUUUGUUGUUCCGAAGAUUCAUCGAAUACGUUGGCUGAGAGACUCCAGUGAUCUCCAGAAUGAUGGGAUUCAUAGGUUGUUGGGCCUGUUGCAGCAGGCUGAGAAGAUUGUGAAUAAAUGCUCUGCUGUGACCUGCUGGAACUUCUUCAACAAAUACAGAUACAGCAAGAAGCUCCUUAAACUGGAUGAAUCAAUUCGUAGGUUUUUUGGUUUAGAGUUGCAGGUUGUGAUAUGGGAGGAUACUGUGCGGAUUUGCAACCAGUUUGACCAACUUAUCCUGCGGAUGGAUCAGAGGGUGGAGGAUCCUGCACGGAACUCGCCUCAUAUUAAGCAACUAAAGAAGAUGAUUUCAAAUGGAAGUCGAAUCAAGGUUUACCAGGCUGCUUCUGAGUUGAAGAAAAUUGUUGAGUCUCUGCGGGGUUUCCUUUUUCUCCACCUGUCAUCGUUUCUGAGAAUUCAUUGGUGGAGCUAUCGAAGAAUAUAAAGAGCAGAGCAGCUUCUGUUCAAAUUUGUGGAAAACUGAGUAAGACACCGUGUGAUGUCAAUGGCAGCUAGAUUGAUUCCUUUGCAACCAAAACAGAAAUAAUGUACAAAGAUGUCCCACUAAAUAAGAGACCACGGUUCAAUGUUAAAGAUUUCAUAUUUGAAUCAUGCACAGAUAGAGAUAGGUUUACGAAAGAGGAGUGCUAUUGUAUGUUAUAUGGUUCACCAUUAUAUGUACAAAAUAAAUAAAAGAAUUGAUAUUAU